Molecule: messenger RNA, 1107 nt
Organism: Aspergillus steynii IBT 23096
Lineage: Eukaryota; Fungi; Ascomycota; Eurotiomycetes; Eurotiales; Aspergillaceae
Product: mitochondrial ATPase complex subunit ATP10
Exons: 2
Coding region: 1-1107 (368 amino acids)
Biological process (GO): mitochondrial proton-transporting ATP synthase complex assembly
Cellular component (GO): mitochondrial inner membrane
Source: RefSeq, a predicted model, not a curated record
AUGUGGAGGCCGUCCGUCUUCCUCUCCUCCCUCCCAGAGGCUGCCGUCCUCCGAGGAGGCUCCAGUCGCUGCCUCAGCUGCCAAUUCCAACUUCGCAACGCCGUCGCCGCCGCUCGAUCAAGACCGUCUCUUCGAUACUAUGCCAGCAGCAAUGGCAAGGAUGCCGGGAAAUCGCCCACCACCAAACCCCCGGUCCCUGAAAAGGUCCAGUUCCAGCAGCACGCUCCUCCCUCCUCUGAUUCCGCGCCUGAACCCGGCGACGAAGACUUCACACCGCCGACCCUCGACCGACCCAUCGGAACGGUCAUCCCGCCGCAAGAGGGCCAGAACUCGGGCGUCGACUCGCGCAGCAUCCGGCAGCGACGCGAUGAUUUCGUGAACUACGAUCGACAUCUGGAGCGACGGAAAGAACUAACCCGCCAAGUCGCCAAACCCUACUUCCGCGAAUGGUCGAACAUGCGCCACCACGAGGGCAAGACCUUCCGAUCCAACACCCGGCUCUUCAAGCGCGACAAGGCGCUCUACUUCCCGAACCUCAGCGGGAUCACGCUCUCGUCGCCCAAGGAACCCCAGGACACGACGGCGCUGCUCCGCGGCAAAGUCAGCGUCAUCAACCUGUUCUCCAGCGUGUGGGCCGAGUCGCAGGUUGCGACCUUCACGGGGCCCAAGCAGAACCCGGGGCUCUACGAGGCGUUCCAGACGGCCAGCCCGCUCGUCCAGAAGGUCGAUAUCAACGUAGAGGAGAAUGCGCUGAAGGCGUGGCUGGUGCGCAUGUUCAUGUUCCGGAUGCGGGCGAAGCUGGACGCCGCGCAGCACCCGCGGUGGUUCAUGGUAAGGAAGGGCCUGACGGAUGGGCUGCGGGAGUCGAUUGGUAUGAUGAACAGUAAGGUGGGGUAUGUUUAUCUGGUGGAUGAGAAUUGUCGGAUCCGGUGGGCGGGCAGUGGUCCCGCUGAGGCGGAGGAGUUGGAGGCGCUCAACAACGGCGUGCGCAAGCUGAUCCAGGAGAAGAGGAUCAGUAUGGAAUCGGAGCUGCCGGCCCAGGAGUGGGAGGCUCGGACGGGUCAGGAUGGCUCGGCCAGUCUGAAGCCCCGGGUGGUGAUGCCGUGA